AUUGAGAUAAAUUUCUGAAUUAUGGAAUUCAACGCAGGCUACAAUUCCACAAUGAUGAUGUCAUCAACUUCUUCUGAUAAUAUAACAUUAAUUGGAACAUGGAAGGAUUUGGAAAAGGAGGCCUGGGAACGAGGAAUAUUCAGUCUGUCUGAAGCAAUUGCGUUUUCAGUGGCAGUUGGACUGAUGUUCAUAUUCAGCAUGAUUGCAAACAUUGUCACAAUAACUGUUAUAGCAAAGACGCCAAAGUUGAUAUUAUCACCAUUCAACAUCAUGAUCAUUAGUCUGUGUGUUUCUGAUCUGAUAUCAACUAUUUACAGUCCUUUCAUCUUGUUUUGGAAAACAUUUGGCUUGUUCGAGUAUCCACUUCCUGUGUUUUUCUGCAAGAGUACGUUUGCUGUAGAUUAUUGGACGAACUCCGUGACUAUCCAACAUAUACUAUGUUUUCUUGCGAUCAGAUUGAUUGCAAUGAAGUAUCCGCACAGGAUAAAAAGAUUUACCAUCCAAAGGGCUAAGGUUUUCACAAUUGCAAUGUCAAAAGUCGAAUAAUGUACCAUGUGGCAACCUGGGAAACAAAAUUUUACGAUGAAGAUGAUUUAGGACACCAAGUGUACAUAAGAAUAGUUUUUCUGAAUUUUUGUUGCGUUUGUGGUUGCUAAGGAGAUUGUAAUUUCCCCUAACGAUUUUAAGACUCUAGAAUUCGACUCGUUUAAUUCUUUUAAGUAUUUUUGCAAUUCAGAGAAACACAUUUUUAUUCCGUCAAGCUUGCCCGCUUACGUUACAACUGUCCUCCGUUUUGAUCACCGAACUCGGUUCCGGGCGUUACAUAGUUACCCGUUACUCUGUGCCUGAGACAAGUUGUGUUCGUUAGCCUCCUUUGUCAAAAUUUAUAGAAUUUGACCAAUGCAAUAAAAUACAAAACACGAUAUGACAGCUAAAGUGAACACAAAUGUAGGGGGAAAACUUCGCCUUCUAUCGACGUCAAGUGGGAUGUUACGUAACCUCGGAGUCAAAUUUCAAGUCUAUAUUUUGUGACUCAACUGUGGUAUAUUUUAUAUUUCUAUACCAAGCACAAAGGUAUCAAAUAAAUGUCUCGCUGGUAAAUACAAAAUUAUCCACCUCAGUACGGCAUACAUCUCCGAUUUCAAGAUUGUUCUGAAAUUGAGGCUUAUAUAAAAGAAACGCAAUGAUUGUUUGUGAAAGAAAAGAGGGCGCCUGGGAGAACGGAACUGAAAAUGCGUAAUGUUGUUUCGAAUUAGGCUCCUUGGGUGUAGCUAUUGAAAACAUAUGUUCACAGAACAUGAUAUCACAUAACUACCCUUUUUCAAAUAUCUAUAUAUUUAUGAGAAAUAGAUAAAUUAAGUUCGUAUAUUUAAUACUCAGUUUCAUUGGCUGUUAUUAGUGCCGACAAAAAAAAUUUUCUGAGGAAAUGCGAUAUCAUUCGGAUGACUGAUUUUCAAUUUUUUUCUCCAUUUAAUAAAUGUAUGAAAGUGAUAAUAUUAAAAAUAUUUCAGCUUGUAUAUAUGAAGCAUUGUGAUUUGUACACUGUCCAACGGUGUGCAGUUAGUAAGGCCAGAUUGACCGAGGCAAAAGUUUCUUAGAAAUUGAAGCUAGAACAUAAAUACAGCAAUAGGAUAUAUAAUAUUUUAUAACAAAAAACUAUAAACUUCAUCUUAAUGACAAUAUAAAGUUACGCGGAACAUGGAACGCGACGCUGGUUACAAUUUCACAAUGGUAAUGUCAUCAACUGUUCCUUCAAAUAUGACCACGAUUGUGCCUGAAAAUUUGAAAAGGUAUUUUUGUUAAUUUUAUUAGCAUUUGAAAAUGUUCUAUUUAGUACACGUGUUAUUCUUAAUUUAAUAAUAUAUAGGGAGGCCUGGGAACGAGGAAUAUUCAGUCUUUCUGAAGCAAUUGCGUUUUCAGUGGCAGUUGGAGUGAUGUUCAUAUUCAGCAUGGUUGCAAACAUUGUCACAAUAACUGUUAUAGCAAAGUCACCAAAAUUGAUGUUAUCACCAUUCAACCACAUGAUCAUUAGUCUGUGUGUUUCAAAUCUAUUAUCAACUAUUUACAGCCCCUUUGUCGUGUAUUGGAAAACAUUUGGCUUGUUUGAGUAUCUACUUCCCGAAAUUUUCUGCAAGAGUACGUUUGCUAUAGAUUAUUGGACGAACUCUAUGACUAUUCAACAUAUAUUAUGUUUUCUUGCAAUUAGAACAGUUGCAAUAAAGUAUCCACACAAGUUAAACAAAUUCACCAUUCAGAGAGCUAAGAUGUUGAUAUGUUUCAUUUGGUUCGAAACUGCUUUGGGAAAUUUGAUAUUAGGAAUGUGGCUACCUCAUGUAUAUCUCUCAUCUGAAUUGAGUCUUACAGGAAGGACAUGUGCAGUUCAUCGUUCACGAUGGAAAUACGCAGGAUUGUUUUUCUACAUUGGCAACUCUAUAUUUUUGUUUAUACCCACAUUUCUGAUUGUAAUAUUGACUGUUUUUUUAAUUGGAGUUUUCACGAAAAGAAUGGAAAGCAUUCGGGAAAGAAAUAGAUUCACUCAUUUGAUUUACAACUUGUUGAAAAAAAGAUUUGAAGCAAGAAGUUCUUGGCUUUCAGGCAUGCUGGCCCACAUACUUCUGAGAAUUUCCGAAUGCCUGAAUCCCGUGCUCUACAAUCUUGGAUCCAGUCAAAUAAGAGAAGCUACCAUGAAAUUUCUACGCAUCGGAAGAAACGAACCGCGAGAAAACACAAUACAAUUAAGAGCUGCAAAGGAAUCAACUGAACAAAUAAAUUGAGUUUGGUUCGGCAUAUCAGUGGUUUAGAUUUAUACAGGAAUUAUAAAGUAAAUAUGUUGCUCUUUUGAAUCAAAUAUAAAUUAUAUAUAUGUAGAGACUAGGUAUGGGCAAUAUAGAAUACCGAAUCCGGAAUAUUCGAAUCCAAAAGAAUCCGAUAACAGGCUUCGGUUUCCGCCUCAAGUCAAUUUUUGUAUUUCAGAAUCCUAACUUAUCAAUCAGCGACGAGCGUUUUCUCUCGCGGCGAAAUCUUUCUUGUUUUAUCGCAAAGAACCCGCAAAAGUGGCAGACAUCAAUCAAACGCCGUGAACCCAGCUCGCAUCAGAAGCGAAGACGGCGUCAUUGCACAAUUUUGCGUUUUACAAUUUUACUAUCUAGUUCGCUUAUAAUAAUGAUUAUUAUUGUCAAUCCAUCGCCUACUUCAAUCCAUCGUUCAAACUCGACAGACGCUUGGCAGGGUGUCGUGCGAUAUUUUAGUCGACGAUAGAUUUUAAAAAGUCGCCACACGUGGUGAAGACCGGCCUUAACUAUUAAUGGACAUUAUGCAAAGCAUAUCGCCAAAACUAUAAUUUGUCUAUAGAUGUUAUUUUACGAGUCUUUCUCGCAGAAAAUAAACACGCUGACAUAUUUGAAUAUAAUCAUAGCCGUUAUAUUUAUUUUACACUAUUAUUAAACGCGUCCUACCAAGUGAGGCACCCGUUGCCGCCGCAUAAAUCGCAGGGGCUUCGGUACGGCCUGUAUGUUUUCGGCGCUCUCACAUAAAUACAAUUUACCCAAUGUUUUUGUCAUACCUAUUUUUGGUAUGUUUUCGGCGCUCUCACAUUAAUACAAUUUACCCAAUGUUUUGUCAUACCUAUUUUUUGUAUGUUUUCGGCGCUCUCACAUUGAUACAAUUUACCCAAUGUUUUUGUCAUACCUAUUUUUUGUAUGUUUUCGGCGCUCUCACAUUGAUACAAUUUACCCAAUGUUUUUGUCAUACCUAUUUUUUGUAUGUUUUCGGCGCUCUCACAUUAAUACAAUUUACCCAAUGUGUUUGUCAUACCUAUUUUUUGUAUUGCACAAUUUAGUAGUAAACACCGCUAUUUAUUUUAACAUACUGUAUAAGUAGGCUAUUUCCGGAGUACAUAAAUUUUGAACAGUUCAGGGCAAAAAGUGAUUUGUUAAAAUUCUUAUAUAUAUUUCAUUGUCCUGUUUGGUAACAAUUAAAAUCCAAUGGUAUUUCCAAUUAAAUACUAAGGUAGUAGUAGGCUACAUUUACAAUAUUGCUUAUCCAUCAAAAUGGUGGAAGAAUUCCCACGUUGGAAUAUCAAUAAAAAAUAGAAUAGGAUUCGGUAUUCGAUUCAAGUAUUCUAGAAUAGUAAAUUAUUCUAUAUUGCCCAUCCCUAGCAGAGACAUGUUGUUUUGUCCUUGUUUAUUAUAAUAUUCACAGUACUUAUCAAUUGAACACCGCAUUUAAAGAAACAAAAAUCAUCAAGCUCCAUGGGUGAUUUUAACGAGUAGCAAACAGAAGAUCAACCGCGAACAACUAUAUUGCUAAUGCCAAUCCAUAUCGUCCUAGGCGAUAAAACGACUAACGUGGGAUAGCGAUAACCGCAGAGCCUUGGAGGUCACCAAGCUGAUUUUAUGGUCGGUGAAUUUUCAUACGGAGCGACUUUUUUCAUAUUGUGUGAGAAACUGUUCGUUUCUGUUAGAUGGUGACCACUGAACAUCGAAAACUUGAGCAACGCGUAUUGAUGAUCUUGAAAAUCUGCUCUUACCACUGCGAAAAGUUUUCCGGGCACUCCAAUUUUUAUUACUCACCGAUUUGUUCCUGUAAGACAUUCAAAGCCAGCAUAUUUGACAAAGCAUGGAUAAACAUUAUGAAUCAAAUACACGUAUCUUAAUUUUUAUAUGUAAAUAUAAUGUCGCCACAUUGCAGCUUUAUUUGUAUAUACUGUGAAUAUAUAUAUUCCCAAUAU
This is a messenger RNA of Styela clava, 4729 nucleotides long. NCBI's taxonomy places the organism in Eukaryota, Metazoa, Chordata, Ascidiacea, Stolidobranchia, Styelidae. The record is from RefSeq and is a predicted model, not a curated record.